Cheilinus undulatus (humphead wrasse) is the source of this 2597-nucleotide messenger RNA. It is a transcript of the gene rcc2, whose product is annotated as regulator of chromosome condensation 2. NCBI's taxonomy places the organism in Eukaryota, Metazoa, Chordata, Actinopteri, Labriformes, Labridae. The coding region runs from base 146 to 1630 and encodes 494 amino acids. The record is from RefSeq and is a predicted model, not a curated record. The transcript is spliced from 13 exons.
AAUGCUGUGUUUCCUGUAUGAAUAGUUAAUGUUAACCACGUGGUGUGAAAGCAGACUGCAGCUUCUUUUGUUCAAAUCAAUCAAACCAGAGAGAGACGGGACGAGCUGCUGAAUCAGGAAAUCACCGCUUCUGUUUGAAGAAAAAAUGCCACGCAAGAAGGUGACAGACAUCUCAGGGAAUGGCGGAAUGAAGAGGAAGAGGACCAGCGGCAAAAGGAAAGAGAGGGACUUCAGCAGCGAUGAUGAGUUUGACUUUGAGCAGGAGAACAACAAGAAGCCAGGAAAACCCGCUACCAAGUCCGGACUCCAGCCGGUCACUGUGGCAGACGAUGUCAAGGAGAAAAUAAAACUUGAGUGUCCAAAGGUGAAAGGGCAGCUGCUCAUCUUUGGAGCGACCAACUGGGAUCUGAUUGGAAGAAAGGAGGUACCCAAACAACAAGCUGCUUUCCGUAACCUGGGUCAGAACCUGUGGGGUCCUCACCGUUACGGCUGUCUCAACGAUGUCCAGGUUAGCUGUGUGGUGUCCGGUUCCUGCGCUGCUCACAGUCUGCUCAUGACCACCGACGGCAAGCUGUGGAGUUGGGGUCGUAACGACAAAGGGCAGCUGGGUCAUGGAGACACCAAACGACUGGAGGCUCCAAAGCUCAUCGAGGCGUUAGCAGAUCACGUGAUCGUUGCUGCGGCCUGUGGACGCAAUCACACCCUGGCACUCACAGAGCAUGGUACCGUGUACUCCUUUGGCGAGAACAAAAUGGGCCAGCUCGGACAGGGAAACCAGACCGAUGCCGUCCUCAGCCCUGCAGCGAUCCUGUACAACGGUCAGCCUCUGGUGAAGGUGGCGUGUGGCGCCGAGUUCAGCAUGGUGGUGGACUGUAAAGGAAACCUUUACUCCUUCGGCUGCCCUGAGUACGGACAGCUGGGUCACAACAGUGACGGGAAGUUCAUUGCUCGAGCUCAGCGUAUCGAGUUUGACUGUGAGCUCAUUCCUCGCCGUGUCGCCAUCUUCAUCGAGAAGUCCAAGGACGGACAGAUCACCCCCGUGCCCAACGUGGUGGUCCGAGAUGUGUCCUGUGGAGCCAACCACACGCUCGUCCUGGACUCUCAGAAGCGAGUGUUCAGUUGGGGUUUUGGGGGGUACGGACGUCUCGGGCACACAGAGCAGAAGGACGAGAUGGUUCCUCGACUCGUCAAACUGUUCGACUUCCCCGGGCGUGGAGCGAGUCAGAUCUUUACAGGAUACCAGUGUUCAUUCGCCGUCAGUGAGAUGGGCGGGCUCUUCUUCUGGGGGGUGACAAACACUUCCAGAGAGUCGACCAUGUACCCAAAAUCUGUUCAGGAUCUGUGUGGCUGGAAGAUCCGCAGUCUGGCCUGCGGGAAGAGCAGCAUCAUUAUCGCUGCAGAUGAGAGCACGAUCAGCUGGGGACCCUCGCCAACAUUUGGAGAGCUGGGAUACGGAGACAACAAACCCAAAUCCUCAACCACCGCUCAGGAGGUCAAGACCUUGGAUGGGAUCUACAUGGAGCAGGUUGUGAUGGGAUACUCUCACUCUCUGGUCAUCGCCAGACAGGAAACUGAGCAGGAAAAGGAGAAGCUGAAAAAGCUGCCCGAGUACAACCCCAGAACAAUCUGAUCGGUCCUCGUUCAGCGGUGCCUGAGCCUCUUUCUCUGGAGCAGAGACCGGCGCUGCUCGUCAGGAACAACAGGGCCUGUUCGGUCUCUGCCACCAGCGAGGAGGAGGAUGGCAGGAUUUCCACACAUCUCAACUACCAGCAUUCAUUAAUUUGGACUCUGAAAUCAGAAAAACGGGACUGGAGACGAUGAUCCGGCUCCAGACGAUCAACUUUUCCUCACAUCCGAACCUCGAGUGAACCUGCAACAGUUUGCUCCAAAGCUCUUCACAUCCAGCCAGACGUGCUUCCCAAAAACCCUUUUUCUAUUUUGUGAUACAGCCAAACGUUCAUGUGUUCAUGUCUCUCGUUCUGUCGUCUGUGUUGCAGUAUUUGAAAUGAUAAAAUGUCUGUCACAUUUACGGGUGCUACAUCAGGACCCUCGGUGUUUUCCCACUGAGGGCUUUUCAAAGACCAAUACUCCAUACCUGUGCCUUUUUCUACGUGUUCGUUCAGGAUAUGGAAGUCUUGUUCGUGUUUGGGAGGAUCAGCUGAUCCCUCUGUGUUAGUGUAUAUACGUCAGUGUGAGCAGGUGUGCGUGUGAGCAGCUGCCACAGAUUACAAUCAGGAUUUGGAACGUGAUGUUCUGCGUUAGUGCACUCCACUCGAUGUUACAUUCCUUUUGUUCUUAUGUGUUUGCAUCCAGGAUGCACACCUCAGUCCUUCCAAGACCUCCGCGUCUGCUCGCUCUUUGUCUUUUUUAAUUUGAUUAAAGAAACGAUUCCAACGCUCAAAGCGGUGAAGCAGAACUUUCCGAUCCAGAGCAGAGAUGUUUCAUUGUACCACGUUGUGCUGAAAAUGAAGGCAUGUCCUUUUUUUUUUUAAAGAAACAGCAGAUGUGUUUCCCUCUUACUUGUUCUUUUUUAUGGUGAAAUUCUCUGGGUUAUUGUUUUUUCAUUGAAAUGGAUAAAUAAAGUUCACAUGACUUCA